This is a messenger RNA of Arachis stenosperma, 1575 nucleotides long. RefSeq lists its product as uncharacterized. The record is from RefSeq and is a predicted model, not a curated record. Lineage: Eukaryota; Viridiplantae; Streptophyta; Magnoliopsida; Fabales; Fabaceae. The transcript is spliced from 2 exons. The coding region runs from base 1 to 1575 and encodes 524 amino acids.
AUGGCAAGUGAGGAAGAGAGUUUUCUUACCUUAGUGCAUUGCUCUGGGAAAAUCCAAAAAAACAAAAGAUAUGGUGAGAAGUUCACUGAUAGAGAACCACUAAGUGUUUUCAUCAGUUCAUCAAGCACUUUGUCAGAUUUGAAGAACAGCAUCUUGCAUAAGUUUGGGGUGUUUGGUAGCAAGUGGGUGAAGAAGCUAUUCUACAAGAUUUCCAUCGCAGUUGUCUCGACCGGUGUUAAGUAUGAUACCUUUGUACUAGCGGCUGAUGAAGAUAUUAGGGUUCUGUUCCAUUGUGUUAGGAGUUUUCCAGAGGUCAGAAUACACGAGUUGUUCGCGAAGUUGGAGGUUGGUGUCGAUAGUUCUGGGGCAUCAGCUCCAGUUCAUAGCUCGACUGCCGCGGGCGGUGCGUCUAGUUCGAUGCCUACGGUGAGACCAUCCGUUCUGCUGGUAGCAUCCCCUUUAUUUGCGGCUGAUUUAGAUCGAACAGAGGUUGUUGGUUCUGUAUCUUUGGAGAAUGCAGGGGUCUUUGAGCAGGCGUAUGAAGUGGGCACCGGUGGUGGCUUGCUACUUGAUAUGCAAGGCUUUGGAGAACCUGAUCGAGUAGAGAAUGCAAUGUGUGACGAUGACUCUGACCAGGAGCAUGUAGAUAUCAUUGGGGACAGCGAUGAUGACACAGGUGCCAAUCCACAUGCACAGCAUGGGCCUUCAAGUUCUGGCACUCAACAGUACCCUCCACAUUUCUCCACACUAAACUUAGAGGCUCUAGGUCCACAGGCGGACUGUGGUCCUACAAUUGGGGGAUCUUCUACAGAAUUUCAGAUUGGACAAUCAUUCCGGAAUAAAGAUGAGGCUAUGCUGAGUGUGAAGGACUAUAGCAUCCGCCGAGGUAUUGAGUACAGAGUCAUCGAAUUAGAUCAUUUUAAGUAUCAUGGAAAAUGCAAGGAGUUCGGCAAGGGUUGUACUUGGUUGAUUCGCGUAGAGCUGUGUGCACGAAAGGGCACUUGGGAGGUUAGGAGGUACAACGGGCCACAUACUUGCUUGGCAACCUCUAUUUCCAGUGAUCACCGUCAGCUGGAUUACCACGUUAUCUGUGCGAGGAUUCUUCUGUUGGUUAGGGCAGAUGCUGCGGUGACGGUAAAGGUAUUGCAACAAGCUACAGAAGCCGAUUACGGUUUCAAGCCUAGUUACAGGAAGGUUUGGAUGGCGAAGCAGAAGGCAGUGGCACAAAUAUAUGGAGAUUGGGAAGAGUCGUAUGCGGAGUUGCCACGUUGGAUGCUAGGGGUACAGUCAACCAUGCCUGGGACAGUUUCUGUGUUGAAGACCUCUCCUGUUCGGGUUGGGGGUACCCACUUGUAUGGCAAGUAUGGAGGGACGCUGCUGCUGGCGAUAGCGCAGGAUGGGAACUCGAACAUCCUCCCGAUAGCCUUCGCCCUUUUGGAGGGAGAAAACGCAGAGUCAUGGUCAUUCUUCUUGUCCAACCUACCAGCGCAUGUGACGCUACAGGAGGGUAUCCUUGUUAUCUCUGACAGGCAUAAUGGCAUAAAGGCAGCACUUGAGGCCCCUGAGACUGGAUGA